UCCACAUCCAGUCUUUUAUUCUCCUCCAUCCUUACCUGCUGCAGCUGCAAGACGAACAGUAAAAGCGGGAAAAUGAACCAGAAGGUGGUCCUCAUAACUGGCUGCUCCUCUGGGAUUGGGCUCGCUUUGGCUUGCCGCAUUGCAAAAGAUGAAAAGAAAAGGUUUAUGGUCUAUGCAACCAUGAGGGACCUGCACAAGGCUAAGCCACUGAUAGAUGCGGCUGGUCGGACACUGGGCAGAACCUUGGAGAUCAAGAAGCUGGAUGUUUGUGAUGAGGAUUCCAUCAAAGAUUGUAUUGACAGCCUACCAGAACGCAGGGUGGACAUCCUCAUAAGCAAUGCAGGGAUGGGCCUGAUCGGACCCAUUGAAUGUCAGUCUAUUGAUGAGAUGAAGACGGUCAUGGACACAAACUUCUUCGGACUUGUGCGAUUGCUGAAGGAAAUCCUACCCGACAUGAAAAAAAGGAAGAAAGGCCACAUCGUGGUCAUUAGCAGCGUGAUGGGCAUUCAAGGGAUUUUGUUCAACGACGUCUACGCAGCAUCCAAGUUUGCAGUGGAAGGUUUUUGUGAGAGCCUGGCUAUACAAGCCUUGAGAUUUAAUCUCAACAUCAGUUUGAUUGAACCAGGCCCGGUGCUGACAGAAUUUGAACGAAAGGUCUAUGACGAAGGUGUGAAGAUCGAUCUCAGCAAAGCUGACAAACCAACUGCUGAUAUGUUCACAAACAUCUACCUGAAGAACUACAAGCAAAUCUUUGAAACCCUUGGACAAAGUGCUGAAGACAUCGCAGAGCACACACUAAAGAUCAUCACCAUGGAGAACCCGCCUUUUCGCCAUCAGACAAACACACUUUACACCCCCAUGACAACACUCAAAUAUGCCGACCCCAAUGGUGACCUUCCAAUUGACACAUUUUACAAGAUGGUGUUUGAGCACGACAAAGUCUUCAACGCUAGCCUUAACUUCCUCAAACUUCUGCGCUGGAGAAGUCGCAAGAGUUUCACCCUGGAAAAAGACAAGAACUGAGUGUUUCAGGAUUUUAAUUUCAAAUGCAAAAUACAUCAGUGGUUCAGAAUUUAAAAUUACAUUUUGAAAAGCCUUCUACAGAAGUAGUAUUUGAAUUGAGAGAGUAUAUGUAUUUGAAGGCAAUCUUAAAUAAAAAAGGUUUGAGAAGUGUGUAAAUUUUGAUGCAUGAGAACUGCUUAAACAGUUAACACAGUGGCGAAUUCCACUGUGUUAAUUAAAAUUCACUUUAAACAUGUUUAAAUCCCACUUCUACCAUCUUUUGAUCUAUUGUAAAAUUGUUCCCAGUUAUAUUUUUCUGUUGCUCUCAAUAAGCUGGCUAGCUUCUGUUAAAAAAUCCAAAAUUAUUAUUUAAACGAAUUAACUAACACUAACAACAAUAUUUAUCAUAAUUUCAAAGGAAGUUCUAUUUCUUUAUUAAUUUUUCUAUGCCACUAAAUAAAGAUCAUUGUGAGAGAAACUA
Molecule: messenger RNA, 1483 nt
Organism: Oryzias latipes (Japanese medaka)
Lineage: Eukaryota; Metazoa; Chordata; Actinopteri; Beloniformes; Adrianichthyidae
Product: retinol dehydrogenase 8
Biological process (GO): estrogen biosynthetic process
Cellular component (GO): cytoplasm; cytosol
Molecular function (GO): estradiol 17-beta-dehydrogenase [NAD(P)+] activity
Source: RefSeq, a predicted model, not a curated record